GUUAAAUGUAAUGUCAUGUCUUGUAUUUACAUUUUUAUAUAUUGUUUAUUGGGUUUAAAUGUGCGUGGUUGGUAGAUCCAGGUGGUAUUUUAACAGUGUAGUAUAAUGGCUCAGUCAAGUGCAAUGAACUCUGUUGAAAAAUCUACCGACUUGGACGUGAAGGAGGACCGCGAGGAUAUAAAGAAGGAGGACAUGGUGGCCGUGAAGCCCGAGCCGCAUGAGUGCAUAGUGUGUGUGACGCACAACCUCGACACAUUCAACAUAUUUAAUACUAACACGAACGCAUCCGGCAUUUCUCUCCACAAUUUUCUAUCCAAAUUCUCCAAUUCUGCGUUCGCAGAGUCUCAGACCUGCCCCAAAUUCAUAUGCAAGAGUUGUAUCGAUCUUAUAAACGUAUUAGAACAGGCAGAAUUGGAGUAUAUAAAGCUGAAAGAAACAUUUGAAGCGAUUAUUAGCAAAAAUCCACUGUUUGAUAGUUCUUUGCAUCCAAUUAGCUUGGAAUCCGUUAAAAAUGAAGCCAUGCGGGACCUGCCUGAUGAUUCCUUUGAUGUUUUUGAUGAUUUGGAUUCAGAAGAUGAACCAUUGGCUAUAACCAAAAAGAAGAGGCAUGGGAAGGUGGAUAAAAGGAAAAAGAAGAUUCCAGGACCUGCUGCCAAACGCAAAACUCGCGCUAAGCAAAAUGAUGAAAGCUGGGAAUGUGCUGAGUGUUUUGCGAGAGGCACAACUGGAGGCUCGGCUGCAGCCGCCGCACAUAAGCUAGCUGUGCAUUCACUGGAACAGUCUAACACUGUCCUUAGAGAUAUGAAGAAGGAAGAUACAGAUGGUUCACAAAAUGGCUUUGAGAAUAUACUAAAAAUUGAAUUUGAUGAUAUCAAUGACAAUGAUGACAGCUCCAAUUUUAUGCCGGACAUCGAGCCGAGCAGCGAGGAAAAUCAUAGCAAACGAAAAGUUAUAGUGGGCAGAUGUCUUAAAACCAAAGGUGCACAGAGGAAGCCCAAGAAGAAAGAAGCUAAAACGUUACAUCAGUGUGAUGAAUGUGAUGCUAAGUACUCCUCAUUGGCGCGGCUGAAGCAGCACAAGCAGAAGCACGAUGGCUCGAAGCCGCCGUACAUAUGCGAGGUGUGCGGAGCACACUACAAACACAAGCGCGCCUGCGACAUACACAUCGCACUACACAAAGGUAUCAGCGAUUGGAAAUGUGAGGAGUGCAACAAAUUGUUUCCGUCGAAGGGCGCGCUGCAGAGGCAUAACAACAUUCACACGGGGAAACUGAACUACCAGUGCGACCUGUGCGGGAAGUCGUUCAUCCACACGUCGUCGUUCAAGAUGCACAAGCUGUCGCACUCGGGCGUGAAGCCGCACGCCUGCGACGUGUGCGGGCUCGCGCUCAUGACGCGCUCCCAUCUCAAGCGGCACAAGCGGGUGCACUCCGGGGAGAAGCGGCACGAGUGCGCGCUCUGCGGCAAGAGGUUCUCAGAGCGAUACAACCUCGCCGCGCACCUCCGCAGCCACGACCACGCGCCGCCGCCGCCGCUGCCGCGCCGCAGGCUCUUCCGCUGCGGGUUCUGUCCCGACCGGUUCGAGCGCAGGUACAUGCUGGAGCGGCACACGACGGUGGUGCACGGACGCGCACUGGAGCGUCCGCCGCCCACGCCGCGGAACACCAUGAGCAAACUACUCAAGGCGCAGGCGCAGGCCGCGCGACCCACACACGCAGCCUCGCCCGCACGGACACCAGACGGCGACUCAAAAGAUGUACGCAACACAGAAUCUCGCAACACGUCGGCAGCAUCACAAAAGUUACUCGCGCAACUCACGGCGUCGUCGUCGACGUCGAUGUCGGCCAGCAGCACGUGGUCGGGCGCGUACGCGGAGUUCAACCUGCGCGGGGAGUUCCCGCAGUGACGUCACGCCGCCGCCUCCCCCCCCUAGCACGCGCCGCCCGCCGCCCCGCACUAUGCCGCGCCGCCCGGCCGCGGCCAACACACUUAAACGCAGCCUGCGGUUCAUAGCCCGCUCACGGGAAAGACACGGUCACCACAAUAGUGAACAUAAGUUCAUGUACAUGUGUAAUAUUAUUUGUAAAUUAACACGUUAAUCGUCACGAUAUCAGAAAAAAUUUCACAUCGGCUAUAGUAACUUUAUUAGAUAAUUUAGUUAAAAAUGUGUCACAGUUUUUUUUUGCCAUAACUCCCGGAUAUAUUCUAUUUUUUAUGUCACACAUAUAUGACUAACAUGAACCUAUAUUAAAACUUUUUCUCGACAAGCCCUGACACGGCUUGUCGAGAAAAAGUUUUAUAAGUCUGACGCGUCCAAACAAGAUACAGGUCGCCGUCCCCGACGAACAAAAUCGUAAUAGGAACAUGACAAUUUUACAGGAGCAAAUAAAAACUGAAUAUCUUGAAAACUAUCAAGACUAAAAAGAAGAUCUGUUCUAUCAAAAAUAGGGAAUAUUUUUUUGCACGAGAUUUUUGCAAAAUUUUUACUAUAAAUUCUCUUAUCACUAAGAAAAUUGUGAAAAUGUCCAUUACUGAAAUAAGCUAUGAAAAAAAAUAUCUCUAACUAACUUUACGAAACUGUUCAACUGUAAUCACAAAUCGGUGUUGCUAUAGUAAUCAUUCAUUAUGAUAUUGUUUAGAAAUUU
Messenger RNA from Achroia grisella, 2644 nucleotides. RefSeq names its product zinc finger protein 37-like. The coding region runs from base 106 to 1905 and encodes 599 amino acids. Gene Ontology annotation, cellular component: nucleus. The transcript is spliced from 9 exons. NCBI's taxonomy places the organism in Eukaryota, Metazoa, Arthropoda, Insecta, Lepidoptera, Pyralidae. The record is from RefSeq and is a predicted model, not a curated record.